Molecule: messenger RNA, 597 nt
Organism: Maudiozyma saulgeensis
Lineage: Eukaryota; Fungi; Ascomycota; Saccharomycetes; Saccharomycetales; Saccharomycetaceae
Source: the annotation of a GenBank genome assembly
AUGUCUACUGACGCUAAGCCAACUACCGCUGAAGAUUCCACCGCCACCAAGCCACCAACCGCUUCCGUUUUCUCCAUGUUUGGUGGUAAGAAAGCUGAAAAGGCUGAAACCAAAGAAACUAAAGAAGAAAAGAAGGAAGAAGAUGCUGAAGAUGCUGAAGCUGCCGAAGAAAAUGAUCCUCAAUUCGAACCUAUUGUUCAUUUAGAAAAGGUAGAUGUUAAGACAAAUGAAGAAAAUGAAGAUGUCUUAUUCAAAGUUAGAGCUAAAUUAUUUAGAUUCGAUGCCGACGCCAAGGAAUGGAAAGAAAGAGGUACUGGUGAUUGUAAGUUCUUAAAGAACAAAGUUACUGGUAAAGUCAGAUUAUUAAUGAGAAGAGAUAAGACUUUAAAAGUCUGUGCUAACCAUAUUAUUGCUCCAGAAUAUACUUUGAAACCAAACGUUGGUUCUGAUAGAUCCUGGGUUUACACCUGUACUGCUGAUAUUGCUGAAGGUGAUGCUGAAGCUUUCACCUUUGCCAUCAGAUUCGGUAACAAAGAAAAUGCUGAUAAAUUUAAGGAAGAAUUUGAAAAAGCUCAAGAACUAAACAAGAAGGAUUAG